CUCCUCCUAAUUCAUCACCUAUAUUUAACAAUAAUGCUGCUUCUUUCAAUGUUUCACCACCUCAAAACAACACAACAAGUCAACAUGCUAAUCCGGACACUUUUAUUAGGCAACUACAAAGUUAUAUGGGCCUGUAUCCGUUUGUUAACGCUUUAUCGAAAUCUGCAGGUUGGCCGACAACGGCUGCUGAACAACCAACUCCCUUAUCACAAUUGGAGGUGCAUAGUAUCGGAUCCACUUCUUCGCGUGUUCCACAUUCAGAUGAGAUCGGAUUUUUAAGUAUGAGAAAGAAAACAAUAUUGGAUAACAUCAUCACAUAUUGA
This is a messenger RNA of Funneliformis geosporum, 323 nucleotides long. Lineage: Eukaryota; Fungi; Glomeromycota; Glomeromycetes; Glomerales; Glomeraceae. The record is from the annotation of a GenBank genome assembly.